AUGAUGGACGGCCGCCUCCUGGAGCACCCGCAUGCCCAGUUCGGGGGCUCGCUGGGCGGCGUGGUGGGCUUCCCCUACCCGCUGGGCCACCACCACGUGUACGAGCUGGCGGGCCACCAGCUGCAGUCCGCCGCCGCCGCCGCCGCCGCGGUGCCCUUCUCCAUCGACGGCCUGCUCAGCGGCUCGUGCGCCGCCGCCGCCUCGGUGGUCAACCCCACGCCGCUGCUGCCGGCGGCCUGCGGGGGUGGCGGCGGGCAGCAGCGCGGCGGGCGGGUCUGGCGCGGGCCGGGGCUGAGCCGCAGCGUCCUGUGCUCGCCUGCAGACGCGGGAGACCCGGACAAGGAGAGCCCGGGCUGCAAGCGGCGGCGCACCCGCACCAACUUCACCGGCUGGCAGCUGGAGGAGCUGGAGAAGGCGUUCAGCGAGAGCCACUACCCCGACGUGUUCAUGCGCGAGGCGCUGGCGCUGCGGCUCGACCUGGUCGAGUCCCGCGUUCAGGUUUGGUUCCAAAACCGCCGAGCCAAGUGGAGGAAGAAGGAGAACACGAAGAAGGGCCCUGGGCGGCCAGCGCACAAUUCGCACCCGACCACAUGCAGCGGCGAGCCCAUGGACCCGGAGGAGAUCGCGCGGAAGGAGCUGGAGAAGAUGGAGAAGAAGAAGCGCAAGCACGAGAAGAAGCUGCUGAAGAGCCAGAGCCGCCACCUGCACUCGCCCGGCGGCCUGUCCAUGCACAGUGCACCCAGCUCCGACAGCGACAGCGGAGGCGGCGGCCUGUCCCCGGAGCCGCCUGAGCCGCCGCCGCCCAACGCAGCGGCCAAGGUCCCUGGGCACAGUGCCGGCUCUGGUUCCGCGCCCGCACCGCCAGGCGAGCCGCCCGCUCCGGGCACCUGCGACCCUGCCUUUUACCCGAGCCAAAGAAGCGGCGCCGGCCCGCAGCUGCGUCUAGGCCGCCCCCUGGACAAGGACCCGGCCCCGUGUGCGCCCGGGGCGGCAGCGGCGGCGGCGGCAGAGCGCAGCGCUUCGGGCCUGCCCAAGGCCAGCCCGUUCAGCGUGGAGAGUCUGCUGUCCGACUCGCCGCCGCGCCGGAAAGCCGCCCCGGCCAACGCCACCGCCGCAGGGCUGGACUUUGCGCCAGGGCUGCCGUGCGCACCGCGGACCCUCAUCGGCAAGGGCCACUUCCUGCUCUACCCCAUCACACAGCCUGUCGGCUUCCUGGUGCCGCAGGCCGCGCUCAGAGGCGGUGCGGGUCCUGAGGCAGCGCCCAAGGAUGCGCCGCCUGCGCCCACCGCACCACCCGCGCCUCCUGCCCAGGCCAGCUUCGGGGUCUUCCCUGGGCCCAGCGGCGCUCCGGAUUCGGCCGACGGUGUCGCCUCCCCAGGAGCCCCGACCCCGGCACCUUUCCGGGACCCAGCUGUGGCCGAGGGCGGCGGCGGGGACUGCUCGGACACGGGGGCCUGUCCAGUGGCCCCACCGCCGCCGCCACUCCCGCAGUCCCCCGGGCCUGGAAGGCCUGGAACACGGGUGCCCAGCCCCACGGGGGAACCAGCCAUUUGUGGGGCCGGGGCCCCUGAGCCAGGCGCCGCGGCAGUAGCCAGUGCCCUGGAUGGUGAGGAAGUGGACAUGGACUGAGGGCGGCCGGAGGCCUAGAGGAGCUCAGCUGCACCGCAGGGGCUCAGCUCCGACUCACGGCAAUCAGGUGAUCGGCUUAGAAACACUGCUUUUUCCUCCCCCCUUCAGCUUGGACCUAGUCAGCAACAGCAGGACUUGGGGUGAGACCCUCCUCCUCUCAAGGGAGGAAAAAGAAAACCUAACCCAUAGUCCCCCAAAACCCAC
Myotis myotis is the source of this 1833-nucleotide messenger RNA. It is a transcript of the gene UNCX, whose product is annotated as UNC homeobox. The transcript has 3 exons. Gene Ontology annotation, molecular function: DNA-binding transcription factor activity, RNA polymerase II-specific; sequence-specific double-stranded DNA binding. The record is from RefSeq and is a predicted model, not a curated record. Lineage: Eukaryota; Metazoa; Chordata; Mammalia; Chiroptera; Vespertilionidae. The coding region runs from base 1 to 1629 and encodes 542 amino acids. Gene Ontology annotation, biological process: regulation of DNA-templated transcription.